Molecule: messenger RNA, 1686 nt
Organism: Postia placenta MAD-698-R-SB12
Lineage: Eukaryota; Fungi; Basidiomycota; Agaricomycetes; Polyporales; Adustoporiaceae
Exons: 9
Coding region: 1-1686 (561 amino acids)
Molecular function (GO): FAD binding
Source: RefSeq, a predicted model, not a curated record
AUGUCCGCCACGCAACCUCUCCCCGUUCUGAUCACUGGGGCUGGCCCCUCUGGCCUUGUAUUAGCGCUGUCCCUGGUUCAGCAUGGCAUCCAGGUCCGCAUAAUCGACAGGGACCAGCAAUUCCACAUUGGACAACGCGGCGCUGGAAUACAGCCCAGGACUUUGGAGGCGUAUAACAUCUUGGGUGUCUUGCCCGAUAUUGUUUCCAGAGGCAGGGAUUUGCGUCCGAUGCGAUUCUACAAGCUUCCCGGAGGUGUCGAGCCGUCUAAAACGUUCGACAUGAUGCCCAUAGAGGAACCCACGCCAAGCACUCCAUAUAUGAACUCAUGGAUGCUCGGGCAAGCGAAGGCGGAGCAAGUGCUGCGCGAACAUCUGGCUACGUAUGGAUGUCACGUUGAACGCGGCACGGAGCUGUGCAGCUUCGAACAGGAUACUGAACAUGUGGUGGCCCAUCUCAUCAAGCGCGAUGGUGAUGAAGAGAUCGCUGAAACCGUAGUCUGCCGCUGGCUUGUCGGGACCGACGGGGCGAAAGGCAUCGUGCGGAAGCACCUCGGUCUCACAUUUCUCGGGGAAGCAAUUGCGGGAAAGAUUGUCUUUGGUGAGAUCGUAGUCAAGGACCUGACCCGCGAUUAUUGGCAUUGUUGGGGCGACUUUGGUUCUCAGAUGGCAAUCUUGCGUCCCACGGAAGAUGAUGAGAUCUACAACUUCAUUGUUUCGGGAAACAUCGACUUGGAGAAGAUCUACGAGGAUUAUGACACACUGGUUCAGACAUUGAAAGAGAUAUCCGACAGGCAGGAUCUCAUUUUCGGCGAGAUCAAGUUUAAAUCCAAUUACAGCCCAAAUGUUCGCAUGGUGGAAAAAUUCUCCGAAGGCCGGGUCUUUGUGGCAGGAGGAUGCUGUACGUUCCCAGUCCACGAAAAGCAUUAUCACGAACUGAUCAGGAUCGAUGGACAGCUCAACCUCGGUUGGAAGCUCGCCCUUGUCGAGCUGGGCUUUGCUUCCCAAUCUCUCCUUUCUACAUACACAGAGGAACGCCUUCCCGUCAUCUCACACAUGCUCAAAGAAACGACGACGUUGCUUCACGCGACGAGAAGUGCAAAGGUGGACGGCGAUGUUUCCCAAGGAUGGACGCGGAGUCAUGAUUUGAAGAUGCUCGGUGUUAACUACCGCUGGAGCUCUAUCCUGCUCGAUGAGCGUCACCUCCAACAGACGUCCGGGAAGGAGAAGCCACUUAUAGAUGCAUACGGAACGAAUACGAGCGAUGGGCUGCAUGCCGGUGACCGAGCCCCGGACGCCCCAGGUCUCGCCGUAGUCGAGACGGGCAAUGUCGGGGCCGAGACGACGUCGUUGUUCCGCAUUUUCAGCUCCACACGCCACACCGUCCUCAUUUUCUCCUCAGACAGCGAUCAGAUUACAGCCGUACUCGGAUUGGCGAAGAAACUCCCGCCUCGCUUUGUCCGCACGGUUGUCGUUCUCCCACGGGACUCAGCUCCUUUGCCAGCGGCAUCUGGUGCGGAUGUUGUAUGCACCGACCAAGACGGGCAUGGGCAUACGGGGUACAGUGACGGGACGGAAAAGGCCACUGUAGCUGUUGUGAGGCCAGAUGGCGUCGUUGGCGCUCUUGUCGCCGGAGCGACAGGUCUGGAAGCCUACUUCAAGAACGUGUUCUCGAAUGUGAAGGCUUGA